Messenger RNA from Humulus lupulus (European hop), 663 nucleotides. Its product is annotated as indole-3-acetic acid-induced protein ARG7-like. The record is from RefSeq and is a predicted model, not a curated record. NCBI's taxonomy places the organism in Eukaryota, Viridiplantae, Streptophyta, Magnoliopsida, Rosales, Cannabaceae. The transcript has a single exon. The coding region runs from base 163 to 465 and encodes 100 amino acids. Gene Ontology annotation, biological process: response to auxin.
ACAUAUCCUUCUACUUUUUUUCAAAUAUAAAUAAGCAUAAGAUUGGAAGCUAACCAUCAACGCAACAAAUCACAUAGCCAAAGGUUUCCACUUCCUUUGAGAUCUUCUCUCCAUUCUUCAUUCUCAACUAUUCUUCUUCCUUCUCUACAUACAUCAAUCACUAUGGGUUUCAGUUUGCCAAGAGUAGUUCCAGCUAAGAAAUUGCUUCGACGAUCUCUUUCCAAUUCAAACAAAGCUGCUUCAAUGGCAGUAUAUGUCCCUAAAGGCCAUUUAGCAGUUUAUGUUGGAAAGAACGAAAAGAAGAGGUUUGUUGUUCCUGUGUCAUUCUUAAGCCAGCCUUUAUUUCAAGAGUUGCUUAUCCAAGCUGAAGAAGAAUAUGGAUAUGAUCAUCCAAUGGGAGGCCUAACAAUUCCCUGCACAGAAGAUGCAUUUAUCGAUACCAUCUCAAAUCUGAAUGCUUCAUGAGACUCAACAAAAUUAGGCAGAUUAAUUGCGACAUUUUUGUAAAGCGACCAAUGUCAAUACAAUAUAGAACAUUUUUUCCAUGUUAGAUUUUAUUCUCUUUUCCUUGAGGAGUGAAUUAUGGCUCCCAGAACGAGGAUGUAAUGAAACAUGAUAUAUACAUAAAAAAUAUAUAUAUAUAUAUUUUUCUAUUUUUUUCCA